UCCAUGGCAUGGUCCGGUGGCGGCCGCGCCGACCGACAUCGACCGGCCGACCGACCGAGGCUGCGUCAUAUGUCACGGUCACUGAUCUCCAUCAGCAGAGUGUGGCCACUGUCCGGUGGCCCGGAUGAUCGACGACCGACGUCCAGCUGCUGUGCCAUGAUUGACACGAUAAGAACGAACGAAGAGCUAUGAAAGCAGACUAGUGUUGAAUGAAGUGUUGAGUGGAUAUCGUGCAAUGCAAAGUUAUUUUGAUUUACUACGAUCACACGACGAUGAAGAUAAUUGAUGUACUCAACCUCAGCGAGCAACAGCAACAGGUGUUAGUUGCAGGUGCUGCUGUGCUUGCUACGGCUGGAGUAGCCUCUGGUGCUGCCUGGUGGUGGUACAGAAAGACAACGCUAUCUAAUCUAGUUUUUAAACCUGUUGGGAAGCUGAGUACCAUCUUCAUUCAUCCUAUUAAGUCAUGCAGAGGUCAUGAAGUGAGGAGGGCGGAGUGUACUGCAGAGAACCUGAGCAGUAGUGGGCUCAUAGACAGGCAUUUUGCUAUACUCGAUGCGGAGAACAAAGUUGUUACUAUGAGGACUGAACCAUCUCUAGCUCUAGUUCAGCCUCGUCUAUCUGAAGAUGGUGAAAGGUUAAUUCUUGAAGCACCUGGAAUGGAUCCAUUGGAAGUCACUCUUGCAGACAUUACAAGCUCAAAGAACCCUGUUUUUGAUUUCAGAAUAUGGAGAUUGGAUUCUGCUGGAUUAUACUGUGGACAAGAGAUGGGAGACUGGAUUAGUAACUUCCUUCAGAAACCUGGCUGCAAACUUGUCUAUUUUAGACAAACUACCACCAAGGACAGAAUACUGGCACAGGACUCUAAAUGGGGACAAAAGUUCAAGUCCAAUGAGAAAGUGUGCGGCUUUAGUGACUUUGGUCCACUCAUGAUGCUCACAGAAGCCUCCAUGGAUGAUCUCAACUCACGCCUAGAGAAACAAACAACCAUGAGAAGAUUCAGACCCAACUUUGUGGUUUCAGGAAACGCUGCCUUUGAUGAGGAUCAAUGGAAAUAUGUGAAGAUUGGUGAUGAAGUGAUCCUGCGUAGGUCUCACGGAUGUGGAAGAUGCAGAAUGGUAACUGUCGACCCAGAGACUGGUGUAAUGAGUGAAGAUACUGAACCACUCAAAACACUCAAAGAAUAUCGAAUGGCGGACAAGUCAGACCCGGACAGUAAAAUUUUACAUACUGCUCCAGUGUUUGGAUCUAACCUGGUUUGCGAGGUAGCUGGUACCAUGUGUGUUGGUGACAUUGUAUAUGCUGCAUUUUAAACAUCAGUAUGUUUCUUACAUAGCAAUUUUGUUUUCAUGUUUAUUUUAUUUUCUUUCGUUUCGGUGUUUUACUGUAAAGGCUCUGGAACUUGCACAGGGUACUCUAUAAGUUCAUUUAAUUAGCAGUAUUAUAAUAUUGUAUUACAAAAUCAUAUCGAUUAAUUACCCAACACUCAUUGUUUUAUUUUUAAAAUUUUAGGAAGCAGAGUCUAUGCUUGUAAAAUAUUUGAUUUAGUUGUUAUACAAAGAGAAAGAAGUGUCAGGGUAGUUUUUGCUGAGGUUAUGUUUAUAACCUGGGGCCAGUUUCAUAGGACACAAAAAACAAUGUCCACAGAAUUACAUUAAACUUUAUACACCAUUUGAAGUUAAUAAUGGUAGAAAGCUU
This is a messenger RNA of Asterias rubens (European starfish), 1695 nucleotides long. RefSeq names its product mitochondrial amidoxime-reducing component 1-like. The record is from RefSeq and is a predicted model, not a curated record. Gene Ontology annotation, cellular component: mitochondrial inner membrane. Gene Ontology annotation, molecular function: molybdenum ion binding; pyridoxal phosphate binding; nitrate reductase activity. Lineage: Eukaryota; Metazoa; Echinodermata; Asteroidea; Forcipulatida; Asteriidae. The transcript has 8 exons. Gene Ontology annotation, biological process: nitrate metabolic process. Bases 273 to 1310 code for a protein of 345 amino acids.